CUAUCCCAUCAUCAAGAUUUUUGGCCAUUUUUUUCAAAAAAAAUGAUAAUGAUAAUGAUGAUUAUCAUCAAACACAAAAGGAACAACACACACACAGCCAGCCAUCAACACUAUCAUCACCAAUGGACUUUUCUUUUCUUUUCUGUUUUGUUACAAAAUUGGUAUUUAAAUGGUUAUGGAAGAGAAACGAUGAUCAUCAUCAAAACACAUUAUUUUGGAAUCGUUUCGUUCGUUCGUUCAUUAUUGUAUCACAGCAAUUAGCAACGACAACAACAACCACCAUUUUUUCCGUUUUUGUGUAUUUCAACUUUGAUUUGCGAAAUUCAACAAAAAACUUUGUAAAAUUUGAAUCAACGAAAAUCAAAACAGCAACCGACGAAAAAAAAUGACAACCGCAAAAGAACGUAUCGAAAAUGAAAUGAAACAAUUAAUUUUAAAAGCAAAAAAAUUAAUUGCCGAAGAAUUUGAUUCAUGUGUUGAUUGGAUUGAUGAUGAAAAAAAGAAAUCAAAAAAAUUAUUAGAACAAUUGGAAAAAUUACAACGACAAUAUCCAGAUAUUGAUGGUAAAAUUUUCAAUGAAUCACGUGAUUGUUGUGAUGAAUUACGACAAUUUCAAAAACGAUUGGAUGAAUAUCGUAAAUCAAUAUUGAAUAAUGAUGAUCGUAUGGUUGUUAAUACAUUGGAUGAAUUGGGUCGUGCUAAUGAAGGUUUUCAACGUUCUCAUUAUACUGAUUUAACACUUAGGUCACCAACAUCAUCAUCAUCGAAGGUAUGAUUAUUAUCAUCAUCAACAGAAUGAACAAGGUGGCCAAGGACAACAAGGAGGUGAAGGACAAGAAGGUGAAUAUGGUAAUAAUCAAUAUCCACGACGAUAUCA
Molecule: messenger RNA, 877 nt
Organism: Dermatophagoides pteronyssinus (European house dust mite)
Lineage: Eukaryota; Metazoa; Arthropoda; Arachnida; Sarcoptiformes; Pyroglyphidae
Source: RefSeq, a predicted model, not a curated record